AUGCCAGUGGCAGCAGUCCAGAUUGCCAAUCUGGCUAAUGAGGACACUCCCCAGUUGUACGUGGCCUGUGGACGAGGCCCCAGAUCAACAUUAAGAGUGUUGAGACAUGGAUUGGAGGUGUCGGAGAUGGCUGUAUCAGAGCUGCCUGGUAACCCCAAUACUGUGUGGACAGUACGCAGACAUGUGGAAGAUGAAUUUGACGCCUACAUCAUUGUGUCUUUCGUCAACGCCACCCUGGUGCUGUCCAUCGGAGAGACUGUAGAGGAAGUGACGGACUCCGGCUUCCUGGGCACCACGCCUACCCUCUCCUGUUCGCUGCUGGGUGAAGAUGCCCUGGUGCAGGUGGACCCUGAUGGCAUCCGUCAUAUCCGUGCAGACAAGCGUGUCAACGAGUGGAAGACCCCGGGAAAGAAGACCAUUAUGCGCUGUGCUGUCAACCAGAGGCAGGUGGUCAUCGCCCUCACUGGAGGGGAACUAGUGUACUUUGAAAUGGACCCUGUAAGCCAGCUGAACGAGUACACGGAGAGGAAGGAGAUAUCCGCGGACGUGGUGUGCAUGAGCCUGGCCAACGUUCCCCAGGAGGACUCCCGCUUCUUAGCCGUCGGGCUGGUGGACAACACUGUCCGCAUCAUUUCCCUGGACCCCUCGGACUGUCUGCAGCCGCUGAGUAUGCAGGCUCUGCCCGCGCAGCCCGAGUCACUGUGCAUCGUGGAGAUGGGCGGCGUGGAAAAGCAGGACUAGCUGGGUGAGAAGGGCACCAUUGGAUUCCGGAGGGUUGCCGGUUCGAAGAUUUUGGCCCUGGAGAAGCUGGGUGCGGUCUUCAACCAGGUGGCUUUCCCGCUGCAGUACACACCGCGCAAGUUUGUCAUCCACCCCGAGACCAACAACUUGGUGCUGAUCGAGACCGACCACAAUGCCUACACGGAGGCCACCAAGGCCCAGCGCAAGCAACAGAUGGCUGAGGAGAUGGUGGAAGCGGCCGGGGAGGACGAGCGUGAGCUGGCAGCAGAGAUGGCCGCCGCCUUCCUCAACGAGAAACUUCCAGAAGCCAUCUUCGGGGCGGCUGGUCAACCCCAUCCAGGGCACCACGCUGGACCUAGUCAGACCACGCUGGACCUAGAGCAGAACGAGGCCGCCUUCAGUGUGGCCAUUUGCCGCUUCUCCAGGGGAGACGACUGGUAUGUGAUGGUGGGCGUGGCCAGGGACAUGAUUGUAUCUGUUGCCGGUGGCUACAUCUACAUCUAUCGCCUGGCGGGGGGCGUAGACAAGCUAGAACGCCUGUGGAAGACGUCCCUCUGGCCAUCUGGGGUCGGGAAGCUGCUGCGGAUCUAUGACCUGGGCAAGAAGAAACUGCUGCGCAAGUGUGAGAACAAGAUUGAACUUCUCAUGCAGAGCUGGCCUUGA
Molecule: messenger RNA, 1404 nt
Organism: Alosa alosa (allis shad)
Lineage: Eukaryota; Metazoa; Chordata; Actinopteri; Clupeiformes; Clupeidae
Gene: sf3b3
Product: splicing factor 3b, subunit 3
Biological process (GO): mRNA splicing, via spliceosome
Cellular component (GO): U2 snRNP; nucleus
Molecular function (GO): U2 snRNA binding; protein binding
Source: RefSeq, a predicted model, not a curated record